AUGAUAAAUUAAGAUAGUGCAGAUUUAGACAUAUAACAAGAAGGAUUUGAUUUUUAAAAAUUAUUUGACAAAAAAUUUACAAAUUGUGAACCUUAAAAAGAAGAGGUUCAUAAAAUUAAUUAGACUGAAAAUUAAUAACCCUGUUAAGGAGAUACUUUAAGAGAAUUAGUCAAGAAUAUUAAAAUUGAAAAACAAGUAGCGGGAAGAAAUAAAAAAAAUAAAAAGAUUUAAUGGAAUGAAAAGAAUACAAAGAUAUUUAAAGAUCUAUAUUAAUAAUAUUCAGGUAAUUUGGAUUAAAUCCUUUUAUACUUUUAACAAAAUAAUGAAUUAAAUACAAAAAUUGAUAUUAAAUAAAUUAAAGUAUAAUUGUCUUAUAAUAAUUACUAGAAUAAAUUUAAAAUAGAAAAGAAAAAAAAAAAUUUGACUUUAUUAACAAAGUCACAAAGAAUAUCCAAAAAUCUUAAUUACUAAUUAAAGUUAGACUGA
Molecule: messenger RNA, 486 nt
Organism: Paramecium primaurelia
Lineage: Eukaryota; Ciliophora; Oligohymenophorea; Peniculida; Parameciidae
Source: the annotation of a GenBank genome assembly